UCGCCGUUGUCUAGCAGCGGCUGGAAAUCCGGUGCCGCGGCUGCAGUAGCUGAGAAGCGCUCGAAGGCCAGUGGAUCUCGGGGCAAGUAGAGAUGAGGCGCGGCCUCGUGCAGGUUAAGCGGGGGCCUGAGCGCAGAGUCCGAGCAGCGGAGGCGGCGGCGUGAGUCAUGGCUGGACAGGCAUUCCGAAAGUUUCUCCCGCUCUUUGAUAGAGUAUUGGUUGAAAGGAGUGCCGCCGAAACGGUGACCAAAGGUGGCAUCAUGCUUCCAGAAAAGGUGCAAGGGAAAGUACUGCAAGCAACGGUAGUGGCUGUGGGAUCAGGCGCGAAAGAAAAGGGCAGAGAGAUUCAACCAGUCAGCGUGAAAGUUGGAGACAAAGUUCUUCUCCCAGAGUACGGAGGCACCAAAGUCGUUCUAGACGACAAGGAUUAUUUCUUAUUUAGAGACGGUGACAUUCUUGGAAAGUACGUGGACUGAUCACUGUUGAAAUGGUGUCACGUGAAGCUGCCCAUGCCACCGACAUUCUGAGCUCUUCAUCAUGUAAAUAAUUUCCGUGCCUCCUUUUAUAAUAAACUGAUGAUGCCUGCACCGAUGACAUCGUCGUCUGCAGUUUAGUGUC
Chionomys nivalis (European snow vole) is the source of this 618-nucleotide messenger RNA. RefSeq names its product 10 kDa heat shock protein, mitochondrial-like. The transcript has 2 exons. Lineage: Eukaryota; Metazoa; Chordata; Mammalia; Rodentia; Cricetidae. The record is from RefSeq and is a predicted model, not a curated record. The coding region runs from base 168 to 476 and encodes 102 amino acids. Gene Ontology annotation, molecular function: protein-folding chaperone binding; ATP binding; metal ion binding. Gene Ontology annotation, cellular component: mitochondrial matrix.